AGGCUUUUCCAUACCCUACCCCCUCUACCUCUUGGUGGCAUCAGCUCCACGAAAAACUGAAAUUUUUCUCAGCGUCAUCGGCCCUAAAACAGACUAAAGCCAACGUAUUUCAUUCAUUCUACAUAUAUUAUUGCCUAAAUUCGAUCAUUUACCACAACAGUAGCUGUCGUUGUGAGUGAAAGCUAUUUUAGUGAAAUUAUUCAUCAAGCUGUAAUAUCUGAAAAGUCACGUGAUCAAGAUGGCCGUUAAGCCUUCUGAGUACAGCACUACUGCUAAGCGGUAGUGGACACCGUGGGAAGUUUUGGCGCCCUGUCAACCUUGUUUAUAAACAAGCAUACUACUGCCGGCCUACUCCAGUAUUCCAGGCUGGUCAUUAAUCUGUUGUUAAAAGUGUAUCCAACAGUCAAUAAUGUCGUCUAGAGGCGGUAGGAGACGCGGGAGACCACCUAAAUCAUCAUAUACAUCACCACAGUUCUUAAAUUCCCGAUCGAAUGUAAUCGAGAAGCCGAAAUGGUUCAUGUCUCGUGACGGAGCGGCCAAUGACAAUGGUCCAACAGGAUCGAGAGCUAGUUCACCUGGAGGAAGUGUGGGAAGUUUCACACAACAAUACAGUGCCAAGAAACAUAUAUCAGUAACUCCAUUCAAGAAACGAGGAAGAAAAGCUGGAACAAGGGGGAACAGAGGUGGCAAAGCCUAUGUGCCUAGGCCUUCAUUAGUUAUUACCAGAGGCAAUGACUACCACUAUGGCUCUGAUUUUGACUCUGGCAGUGAUUCUGAUGGUCAGCCCAGCCACGGGGAAGAUGCCGAAUUGGAUGUGGAGAGUGAUGUUGACAUACCAAUAAGUGAGCCGGAGAGUGAUGAAUUGGAUGAUGCUGCCUCAGAUGUAUCUUUAUCUAACCAUAGUUCCUCAAUGAGAAGGGUAGUUGAAUCCACUAUCAAGUCUAUCCCCACUCCACUCCCCAUUUGGCUACAGUCGGAUCAGGACUUACCAGUGCUCACUCUACCAAAAUCUUCUGAAGAUCUUCUUUUACCUACACACCAAGUGCUAUCUGCAUGCGCUAUAUAUGAAGUAUUACGCAAGUUCAGCAGCGAAGUGAGGCUCUCUCCUUUCCGACUCGAAGAUUUCAUGGCCGCCGUGCAGUCGGAGGAAUUGACACCCCUCUUGGCAGAAGUUCACGUUCAACUCUUAAAGUCCAUGCUUCGGGAGGAAGACGUGCAACAAACAUGGUUUGGACCAUUGGACCAGAAAGACAGCACAAACUCUGUGUUAAACUUUGCUGACACGCUCACAUGGCCCGAAGUCAUGCGAAUUUAUCUGCAAAGUGACCCGACCUUUGCACCUGCGCUUUCUCUCCUGGAAUCCUGCGAAUAUCCCUUUACUUCAUGUGACGUUCGUUUAAAACUUCUCAAGUUUCUUACUGACCAUUUUCUCUGCAAUACGGCUGUUCGUCAAGAAUUCCUCAGCGAGGGGAACAUCAAAUACAACGAUCACUGUCGAGUUUGCCACAAAGUUGGAGAUUUGCUCUGCUGUGAAACUUGUCCAGCUGUUUACCACUUGCACUGCUUAGACCCACCAUUGGAGAAUGUUCCAAACGAAGACUGGCAAUGUCCAAUAUGCACGGCCCAGCAAUGUAAAGGAGUCACCGAUUGUAUUAGCGAUGUCGAACGAUCUGGUUUUCUUUGUCGUCAGGAAUGUUUGGGGUACGACCGACACGGCCGCAAGUAUUGGUUUAUUGCCCGAAGGAUCUUCGUCGAAGAGACUGGAAGUCGCGAAGAAAUUGAUGGAGUGGAAGAGAGUGUUGCUGUAGAGAACCGCAAGACGUGGUAUUACUCAAGUCCGCAUCAAUUCGAACAGUUGCUUGCAGUGUUAGAUAAAGCAGAUUUCGAAAAAGCUCUUUGCCAAGAACUCUACAACCUACGGCCAGAAAUACUGCGACAAAUGAACAUUACAAUCCAGUUGACUAACGAGCAGAAAGGCGCCAACAAAUCUUAUCUGGAACUUGACGAAGAAGCUGCUAGAGAGGCCUCUCAGGCGGUCGUUAAAGUAGAGAAAGAAGAAGACGAUGAGGAAGCCGAUGAGAAACUUUCCGUUGAUGCCCUAAAAGCAGAAAAAGAAGAAGUGGAAACUGAGGAAGUUGUGGAAGAGUGUGGUGUUGAAGUGGACGACGAUUUCAUGCAACAAUUGCAUGUCGAGUCCGAACCGAAAGAACCCAAAAUAGAACCCUUGUCGGAAGAACCUACUACCGUCACUGUGGCAGCCAAUGGGACUUACUCCACUCGAUCCAAGACAGGGACCACUGUGGCGCGAACGUAUGUCGAUAUGAAGCGACGCAGUUUAACCGCAAAUGGUUCCGCCGUCAGUGUCAAGGAGGAGAACAGUGGUACAACCACCAAACAAAAAUCGCAAUCUCCACUGCCCACCGAUGUAAUUUUCAAGCUGGGCAUGGAGGGCCGGCACAAGAGCUACGUGAACCAGUACACGAGCAAUCCGCUUGCACUAAACAAGAACCAGGCGGCAGAGGAGAGAGACCGAAAACGUUACCUGUCGCACAAGUUCUCGCUUACUGGCAGCGGCGAGUUUAAAUGGUCUGGUAGCACGUUCGGUAAUAGAACCGUCAUGUUGCAGACUGUUCGUAGCACUUUGCUACAACUUCACUCUCAGUUACCUGCCAUUUUUAUGCAUCCCAAUUGGGCUGGUAGCAUGCGCAAGUCAUGGAUUCAGGCUGUCAAUCAAAGCGUUUCGCCAACGGACCUCGGCCGUGUCCUAUCGAUCCUAGUGGCUUGCAUCCGCCCAGUUGUUUUCUCUGUUGUUUGGCAUGAAUCUCUUGGCCACAUUCGUCUUCAACGGCAGACUGCACUCGAACGUGAAGAGCGAAAGAAGGUGGACAAGAAAGAAAAGAAGGAUAAAGAACUCGAAGAGGAAAUGCAUCGACUUCAUACCGUACACUACACGAAAGGCCUCAAGCAUCAGAUUUGGAAGCACAAAGGAGAAGAGUUCCGUCUCCAUGGUCAAUGGGGUUGGCGAUGGUUAUCCGCAACGCGCCUUCUUCGGCGUCUAGACGCUAGAAAAUGUGGAUUAAGAGCUGGACCUUGGCGAAUUGUCACUUAUUCUCAGGAAGAAGGUCAGGAAUCUCGUUAUGUCCAAGUAGAUCCAGCAACGGGUGACAAAAUAUAUCAGAUCCCAGCAUCAGACCCAGCCAUGGAGGUGGUUGACAUUUGCGCAGCCAUGAAUGAUCCUGACCGCCGUGUUUACCCUAAAAUAGGUAAAAAGGCCAAGCUAGACUCGUUACUCGACUGGCGUCUGAAGUUGAAAGUGGCCGAGGAGAAAAAUCUCCUUAAAAUCGAGAAGGCGCCAUCCCUAGUAAAGAAGGGAGAACCGAAAUUAACUAUCGCAGAGAUGGAAACGCAACUGGAACAGCUUCGGUUUCAUCGCCGCACUUUCCCGCGCUGUUAUUCUUUGGGCUGUGAUGGUAAUAGUUGCUACUCUCCCACAUGCCGGAGGAUUAAACUCCUAGAAGCUGGAAUAAGCAAAGAGAAGGAAGAAGAAGAGAAACAGAAAGCAGCACUCGUCAAAAGGCGAAUUUACUCGAGCGAAUCGACGAAAGAGCCGUUGUCGCUAAAACGUGCUGAGGACGAAAUGCGGUCAAAAAAGAAGAAAGCACCAGUGAAAUACCCCAUGAUGUCAAAAUACAUGACGAAGAGCAACAAGCGCACCAUCUUUGUUUUGCCAGAUCACGAAUUGAAACAUCUAGCACGACGUUACGGCCAAGCGUACGUUCAAGGAUUUCAUCAUGGCCCCAAGAAUAACUCGCCGGCCUGGAUCUAUCCAUCGGCCAGGCCACUGUUUAAGAAUGUUUGGUUCUUUCGCACAAACGGCCUACAGUCGCUCAGCGCGUUUGCGUUGCAAGUUCGAAUUCUGUGGGCAUGUCUUCGCUGGGAUGAUGUAUUGGCCAAAACGGGAAGCAUGGGCAUGGCCGAUGGCAAGAACCAAACCACCACCGAUACAGAGAUUGUCACGACCGACAUCCUUAAGCAUCGCCACAUCGGGCGAUUUUUGGAACGGACCCAGUACUUUCAACGUCGUGUGGUUAUUCCUCUUGAUGUGCCUAAAACUGUUAGAGAAGUAACCCCUUCACGCUCCGGUCUGCGUAAACGCAAGAUGGUCGAAGCACCGAAACUAUCCCAACCUAUCGUUACCGAGGAAUGGGUGGACGAGGAUCGCCUGGAACUUUGGGUUAUCAAGCAAUAUCACGAGCGGGUUGAAAGAGCUGCGGCGGUGGCAGCAGCAGCAGCAGCCAGUGCAACCACACCUUCCUCACUUACACGACUCAAAGGUACACCACAGACGAUGGGGCCUGGAGGAAAACCAUUGUCUAUGGAAGAACUCAAAGCUCAGGCCGAACAACAGUUGCGCGCCCAACGUACUGCUCAUCAAUUAAAGAGUGCAACCCCUGGAACGCCGGGAGUUGUCCGUCUUGCGUUGCCAAACAAAGUUGUUUUACCUGGAAGCAAGUUUACGUCUGUUGUGUCCACACCACCCGGGGCUGCUGGAACUACGCUGGGUAGGCGGAUUCUAAUUACUAAAGACGGAAAAACAACGCAGGUUGUCAAAACAACAGCGGCUUCACCGUCGGGAUCCGCACAGCCUGUGCUAAUCGCUCCUAGUCCAGGCGUCGCUGCUGCAACACCAACAGCUAGUAAAUUGCAAAUCACUCGCGGCCCGGAUGGCAAGAUUGAAAUUCGUGGGCUUAAACCAGGCCAGCAACUUUUGCGACUCGGUGAUGGUCGUUUUACCAUUGUUUCCCCUGCCCAGCCUAUGAUGGCAGCCCAACCGGCGCCCGCUCAGGCGCAGGCUCAAGCUCAACCUGCAGCGGCCAGCGACGGAGCAGUAACCAAAACAAUCGUCGUUCAAAAGGCCGGGAAUGUCGUGUCAGUUGCUGGACAAAAAACAGCGAAUCAAAUAGUUUUGCCUGCCGGUACCAAUGCGGCCACGCUGACCCAGCAGUUAGCAGCGGGGAAACUCCAGUUGAGCUCUGUGAACGGUCAACAGGUCCUGAUCCGAACUGCCACCCCUGCAGCUGGCACUGUCACCGCAAAAACAGGUGAUACUCCAGCAACUGUGGCUGGCCAACAACCCAAGCCCGUGAUGCAGAUGAUACAAACUGCGCAGGGCCAGCGGAUCGUGGUGCAAAAUUUGCAAGGUGGUUCGCUAACUCCGCAACAACUGGCUGCUAUACAAGAGCAGCUCAAAGGGCAAAUGUUGAACCGCGCCAACCAGCCAGGUGGUAAUAACAAACCCAUCACUAUUGCUGUACGGACCUCUGCGGCUGGCACAGCCGUUGCCUCUGCUGUUGCCACGGCAACCACUACAGCUACUACGACUACCGUAGUCUCAACUUCGAGUGAAUCGUCCACGGCAACUGUUGCUGUUUCGACGCCCACCGUAGCUACUCCUACCUCCACUCCUGCUGCCACUGUCACUUCGGACAAAUCAGAAGAACCGUAUACCGUCACGCCCGAUUACGUCGUGCAAGCCCUUCGUAAUUCAUUAAAAGGGGGAAACCUUCAUCCGGACUUGGAGCAGAAGGUGUUGACGCGUUUGCGUGAACAGGAGAAGGCGAAAAGAGAUGACGCUGACGUGGAGACUCCCACCUAUUUUGCCGCUUCUUCGUCUGCUAGAAAACGAACGACAUCGGGUGCUUCUUGGGCUGAGGAUCUCGAUACAUCAGCAGCGAUGACACCAACUGGUGGAAUGGAAACUAAGACGGCAAGGCCCCCGGCCCGUAAAAUUGCCCGGAUCAUCGAAGCUCCCACUACACCAACCUCCACCAAAGUUGCCAGUAUUGGGACGCCGGCAAGCGAUGCGGCUGCCGAUCUGCGUGAACAAAAGAACAAAGAACGUGCAAUGAAAGCUGCUCAACGCGCCAAGGAGCGACGCCAUCAAUCGGCAUUGGCUCGUCUGCAUGGUGGAUUAAGCAAACAUUCUGAGCUGUUAAAGAAGGAAAUGCUGCGCAAACGUGCCUUGCUGGAAAAGGAAUUGAGAGUCUCUAUCCAGAAGGAGAUCUCAGCGCUGCGAUUGCCUUCACCGGUCCGGCAGGUCCCCUUUGCAGUCCCUGAAAAUCAGACGUCUGCCGUUAAGAAGAAAGAGCAAACCUUGUCCGAGUCACCUGCCGUUCAAGCAAAACGUACACCCAGACGGAAUCAAAGGAAGCGCAAAACGUCAUCUCCAUUGAGCAGCCAAAGAGAAACGUUUGAGCCCGAACCUGGGACUUCACAAGACGAAGAAGAAGAGGAAGAAGAAGAUGUUCCAUCACCUCCACCAGUUACUACAACAAAGAGGAAAACCAAACGCAAUUCAUCUGAAAGUGGGGGCGGCAAGAAAGAACUUUUCUGCAUCUGUCGCAAACCGUACGACAAUUCAAAGUUUUACGUUGGUUGUGACAUGUGUUCCAAUUGGUUCCAUGGAGAUUGCGUCGGCAUCACUGAGGCCAUGUCGCAGACAAUGAGCGAAUUUGUGUGUGAUAACUGCAAAAAGGCACAACAGAAUACGACUCGCGAACUCUUCUGCCUUUGCCGUCAGCCGUAUGAUGAAUCGCAGUUCUACAUUUGCUGCGAUCGGUGUCAGGAAUGGCUGCAUGGUCGUUGUGUUGGCGUUCUACAAACGGAAUCAGAGUCGAUUGAUGAGUACAAAUGCCCGAAUUGCGACCCACAAGGAGCUUUAAACUAUGCCAAUACGAGGACGUUGGGUACACGCGAUUAUGAAGAACUACGUAAACUUUUACGACAGUUGCAGACCCACAAGAGCUCGUGGCCAUUCCGCGAACCUGUCAAGGAAAAGGAUGUUCCUGACUAUUAUCAGAUUAUCAAAGAUCCCAUGGACUUGCGAUUGAUUGAGACGAAGAUUCAAGAGAGGCGCUACCAGCGACUUUUGGAAUUCAUUGGCGAUGUCACCAAGAUCUUUGACAACUGUCGCUACUAUAACGCCAAAGAGUCUAAUAUUGCCCGUUGCGCGACUUCCCUCGAAGCUUUCUUUAUGCCCCGACUCAAAUUGUUGCGCUCCUCCAUGACAAACUAGAGUCGUGUCACCCAUAUCUCUUCCUAACAGCCGUGUGCGUUUGUCUGUUAUGUGUGAAACUAUCUCGGAAUGUUUUCGGUUUGCUUGUUCCGCUUUUCUUACCUGGCACCCAAUUUUUUUUUUGUCUCUUCAAAAUUUCAAGACUCUUGCAACGUACAUUUACCCCUCCUAGAAUUUACACUGACAUGAAAACAAAGUGUGGAAAGCGGUAUGCCCAUAUAAAAUUGCUGUUACAUCUGCCGCAAUACACAAAUCUUUUUGUAUUGA
Molecule: messenger RNA, 7342 nt
Organism: Daphnia magna
Lineage: Eukaryota; Metazoa; Arthropoda; Branchiopoda; Diplostraca; Daphniidae
Gene: E(bx)
Product: nucleosome-remodeling factor subunit NURF301
Biological process (GO): regulation of transcription by RNA polymerase II
Cellular component (GO): NURF complex
Molecular function (GO): RNA polymerase II cis-regulatory region sequence-specific DNA binding
Source: RefSeq, a predicted model, not a curated record